AUGACAUCGCGGCCAGACAACCCACCCACUACCACGGCCAGCCAAGAUCUGCUCAUCGACUGCCUCGACAUUGUUGCCACUCAAGGUGCCUACCUCGUUCCUCGCGCGGGUACACCAGUAUCCCAGGAAGCCUACGAUGGCCAAUUCGCUACCGCACUUAAACAGCACCUCGAUGCGGUUAUCACCGAACAGAUAUGUAGAAGUGUUAUGUAUCAUGGCGCCGCCGACGAAUGGCCUAUGGGGCACACACCACCGGAGUAUAAAGAGAAGCGCAAGGCCGAGUUGAAGGCGCAUGAAGAGCUCGAGGGGGCCACCUCUGACGAUGGCAGCGACAACGACGACGACGACAAAGACAAAGGCGGUAAUGAUAUUGACGCCAGAGUCGGUCCGGGGAAACCAGUGGCAGCACCAGACCGGCCCCAGAGGCCGCGGAGGCCACGCCAAGCAGACUGGCUCCCAACACCACCGCUGUCCGCCGAAAGCCCUCUGGCCACACCAUAUAGGAGGAAGCGGCGGAGGAUGUCCGAGGAAGAUGAGGAGGAGAAAGAGCGCCCCGCUAAGAAGCACGUCAGCUUUGCCCAAGAAGUCUCCGCCGCUGCAGAAGAUGCUGUGCCCAACACAGCACGGCAGAAGAGCCGGAAGCGGCGACGGACUCUCGACGUAGGCGAUGAAGAGGAGGGGGACAAGAAGCGGCCGAGUAAGGUGCGAGUCACCACCACUCGCCCCAGCAGCGUAUGGCUGCAGAGACUACGACCACGGCCAAGAUGA
Messenger RNA from Mytilinidion resinicola, 768 nucleotides. RefSeq lists its product as uncharacterized. The transcript is spliced from 2 exons. Bases 1 to 768 code for a protein of 255 amino acids. The record is from RefSeq and is a predicted model, not a curated record. NCBI's taxonomy places the organism in Eukaryota, Fungi, Ascomycota, Dothideomycetes, Mytilinidiales, Mytilinidiaceae.